Molecule: messenger RNA, 2784 nt
Organism: Hyla sarda
Lineage: Eukaryota; Metazoa; Chordata; Amphibia; Anura; Hylidae
Gene: MAK
Product: male germ cell associated kinase
Exons: 16
Coding region: 519-2456 (645 amino acids)
Biological process (GO): protein phosphorylation; intraciliary transport; intracellular signal transduction
Cellular component (GO): cytoplasm; nucleus; cilium
Molecular function (GO): protein serine/threonine kinase activity; ATP binding
Source: RefSeq, a predicted model, not a curated record
CGUCAUCACAGGUCCUUUAGCCUACGAGGAAAAAACAUCUACCGUAGUCACAGUGUUAUCAUCUGCCGAAGACUCAGCAACACUCCCCUCUGGAAACAGCACUGCUGCCAGUCACCGGCGGUUGUCCUGCUCCCUGCCAUAUUUGGAGCUGUGAACGGACGUCACUCCGUCCCGCCCACAUAGCGCUUGCUGUUACCUGGGAGACGAGUCUCACACACUGUCAGUAACCGGGGAACAGAGGGGUGAAUCACGUGAUUCCAGAACCGAAACCCCCGAAUACAACAGUUUUGACAUAUGCUUUUGUCUGGACACCCACUGCUUAGCUGAGUCUAGUAAAGGUUCCUUUUGGAAUGGCAACAUUGAGGGGCUUCCCACACUCUUCAGCUUAACAUUUCAACUGUCAAAAACCAUUCACAUGUAUAUCUUAUCCAUACAAUUCAAAAUAUCUGUCACUUCUCAACUGCUACUUGUGGUAGACACACUACUUUGUCGAUCCCUUGAAAAAGCAGAUUGAAAAGAUGAAUCGGUAUUCAACAUUUAAGCAACUUGGAGAUGGCACAUAUGGAAGUGUGCUUUUGGGGAAAAGCAAUGAAUCAGGAGAACUUGUGGCUAUAAAAAAGAUGAAACGAAAGUUCUAUUCCUGGGAAGAAUGCAUGAAUUUGAAAGAAGUAAAGUCUUUGAAGAAACUUAAUCAUGCUAAUGUGAUCAAGCUAAAGGAGGUGAUCAGAGAAAAUGACCAGCUGUAUUUUGUAUUUGAAUAUAUGAAAGAAAAUCUUUAUCAACUAAUGAAAGACAGAGAAAAAAAGAUGUUCACUGAGAAUGAAAUAAGGAACAUUAUGUUUCAGGUGCUUUCUGGUUUAGCCUUUGUACACAAGCAUGGUUUUUUCCAUCGAGAUAUGAAGCCAGAAAACCUUCUAUGUAUGGGUCCAGAGCUUGUAAAAAUUGCUGAUUUUGGAUUGGUACGAGAGCUGCGAUCUCAACCACCUUAUACAGAUUAUGUGUCUACCCGAUGGUACAGGGCUCCUGAAGUGUUAUUAAGAUCAUUGGCAUACAGCUCUCCCAUAGACAUAUGGGCAGUUGGUAGCAUUAUGGCUGAGUUGUAUACACUUAGACCACUUUUCCCAGGGACGAGUGAGGUUGAUGAAAUCUUCAAAAUUUGCCAGGUUCUAGGAACACCAAAGAAAAGUGACUGGCCUGAAGGAUAUCAGCUUGCAGCUUCCAUGAAUUUCCGCUUCCCUCAGUGUGUACCUAUAAACUUAAAAACUCUCAUCCCAAAUGCUAGCGAAGAGGCAUUAACUCUUAUGAAAGACAUGCUGCAGUGGGAUCCCAAGAGACGUCCCACAGCUUCUCAGGCUUUGAGGUAUCCUUACUUUCAAGUUGGUCAAGCACUUGGACCUCCAGCACAAGUGGAGCAGAAAAAAAUCUUAGAUAAACCAGUGCACGCCAAUGAACCCCAGCCAUUAUCUGAGAUAAAAAAGAAAUCUUCCCCGCCAACUGAAGCACCAGAAAAGAUUUUACCAAGUGACUCGCCUGCCUCACACAGACCACUGCAACAAAUACAGGUGCCGCAAAACACUACUAACAACCAGCUGCCAUGCAAAGCUCCCCAAGUGACACUCCCCAACAUCAGUAAAGCCAUGUCUCCAAAGCCAGUAAUGAAUGGACCACAGAACAAUGCUGUUAACCUUAAACACGGAAGAAGACGCUGGGGCCAGUCUGUUUUAAAAGACAGCUGGGAUGAAUUUGAUACAGACUUUGGUAUUUCAUUUUCUAAGAAGCCCACCAUGACUAUGGUCAAAGAGAACAAAAAUGAAGACACUUCAUAUGGUUUUACAGAUGCUGUUUCCACUGGAGAAUUCAAUAAAGGUUCUUCAAAUGUGGGUUUUGUAAGAACAGAUUCCGGAUUAACAACGUCUGCAAAACAACACUAUCUAAGACAGUCAAGAUACCUACCAGGUAUGAACCCAAGGAAUGUAGGGUUUGUAUCUGCUAAUAAAGAAGCAAAUCAUUCUACCUGGGGAAGCGCAUUACCCACCAAACCACUUGCUCCUAUAGGUGGAAUUACAUUUAAUAGGAACAAUGCAGGAAAUUUCGGAGGACCUGUAGGGCCUUCAUACAAUAUAACAGGAGGAUACCUCCCUUCAUUUCAUAAGAAGGAAGUUGGAUCAGCAGGACAGAGAAUACAGCUUGCACCAAUUGGGCCUGCAACAACUUUGCCUGUCAACAAUGAUGCUGUGAACAGUAAGCCAAAAAUUAAACCAAAACCUACCUGCCAAAAGGCAGUUAUUGAGAAUAUCCCAGAUUAUGACACAUGGAAAACAAAAGCUGCGCAUUCUCAGUUUCCUGCUUCGGCUUACAAACCAGCAGCAAAAAACCUUGUUGUAAACCGCCAACAACCAAUCCAGCCGAUCCAUGGAAGAACAGACUGGGUUGCCAAGUAUGGUGGUCAUCGCUAGAAGAAGCGUCAAUGAACAUUUUCCACAGAGGAGACUUUUGUGUAUAGGAUUCCAUAUCUGUAUAAAUAUAGCUGCCAAACCUCCAAAGAAGUAAUGCAUAGUUAAUGCACUGCUAUAUCAUAGGAGUUGUGCAGAAAAUGCAACACAGAUGCAUUGUUUUAUGUUUUGAUAUUAGUCUACAUAAAGUCCCCUUUUUUCAUAUAAAUAAGAUUUUAAAGAUCUAGGUCUAAGGGAAUUAGACAUGAGCGAAAUUACAGUGAUUCGAUACGAUCGGCGGUUGCUGACUUUAGCCUGCAUAAAUUAGUUCAGCUUUCAGGUGCUCCGGUGG